UAAGAAACCUAACAGAAGACACGUUUAUAAAGACAUGUACAUGAGUUCACCGUCUAACCUUAUACAGUUUUACCAUUUAUGACAAGUGUAUGUACAUGGCAAGUGCAAAACUUGUUAUUGCAUCAACAAGGAAUACAAUACAGAACUGUUGUUUAAGACAAGUAAACGAUCAUGGCGACAGGAGGUGGGUCAUCGAUAGAAGAAGAACAAGAACAUUUCACACGAAUACAAAUCGCUCUCUCGGACUGUGGCAUUGCUGUGCUUAAGGAGCUGUUUUUACAGGGAGUUCGUGCCCAGUCCCCACCAGACCUCCCAAAUAAAUACUGGACUGUAGAUGAGUUUUUGCACGAGAACAAGAGACGCAUUUUGGGUUCACUUGACAAACAUAAGGAAAACAUAUUGUAUCCCUACAGACGAGACACUGAUCUAAACGAAUGGGAUAUGUCACUGUAUAUCGCUGUUACCCUUAGAGUAUGUUAUACGACAAGUGAACAUAGAAGAUUACGUCACGACAUUGCAAACUUAGGAAACCUUAGAAAUAAGCUGUGUCAUAAACCAGAUCACAGAUUAUCGGCUAUAGUUUAUAAUGCGUACGUCGGGCGCAUUCGUGGUUCAAUCAACCGAAUAUGUGAGUUUUUGUGCAAUCAAACUUUAACAGAAUUCGUCAACAAAACAUUAGAUAAGUACGAGAGUUUGAAACAUGCAUAUCCAAAUGGCGUGUUGAACGAAUAUGUGAAAAACAUUGACACUGUUUCUGAAGACGACCUAGCCAUAGCAGGGGCUUUGGAGCAAAUACAACAACUUAUUAAUGAUACUGAAAUCCAGAUUGAAAUUCCAGUGAUCGACGUGUUGCUGUUAUUUAGACAUUACAACCAUGACGAUGAGGAAAAGGUUUCGAAAUAUAUAAGACAAACGUUUCUCACUGCAAUUCACCAAAGUUCUUUACAAGAAGGAGCUUUGGAAGAUCCAGACCGACUUGAGCGUGAUGAGCAAGAAAACACAGAUAGAAAUGUGGACGAUAAGGUCGUACAUAUACUUAAAGAACUGUUCAGAGAAAAAAGAAGAGUGGCUUAUGUCAAGCAAAGUUGUGUCACUCUUGGACUUCAAGUACCUGAUAUUGGAUCUGCAAUAGCUCUCAUGGAAGACAUAAUAUCUGGAAAGAUGUUUUCAUUAUUUGCACCCCUAGAGGAAAUGAUGAGGACUCUGGAAGGACACGAGUUGUUUGACAUUUAUGUGACAAUGGAAAGGAAAACAAGCUAUACAUUUCUGAAUGAGAUUGCUUCACAAAUCACGAGUUCAAGAAGUUUGAGUCAGGAAAUGACUCUGUCCGUGAAACAAGAUGACGAAUCUACUGAUGCGGUCAGGUGUAUUUAUCAUCCCUCCAGUUACAUUGAAAGGGGACAAGUAAUAAAUAAUCUGAUGUCAAAGGGAAAGAGCAAAUUAUAUCAAACAACUGUGGACGAGAUUCGUCGAGUACUGGAAAUUCCUCAACUAGAGAUGAAAGUUUUCAUAGAGGAUAUCAGUUGUCCAAAAAGUGUUGUUUCGUCAGUUGAUGAAACCCUCUUUCAAAAGAGUUUAAUGACAUGGCCGGAAUGGGCGCUGUGGAGACUUAAAGUUUUACCGCUUUGGAAAGCAUUUGGAUAUGACUUUACCGGUGAAUUCGAUGUUGACAGUUUGAGUUUGGAAUGUGGCGCAAACUCUUCCCCGCAAGAUUCACAGUUUUCCAGCAAUACCGACGAUGACAUGAGAAAGAACUUCACAAGUGAUUGGGAUUAUAGGGCAAGGUCCUCCUCGAAAGAUUUACAGUUUCCCAGCUUUACCGACGCUAACCAGGAAAUGGAGAACUUCAGAAUAAGGUCUCAGAUGACCAAACGCCUUGCGACUCCUGUCAUACGCAAACGGGCAACCGCUAAGAAGGCUUUAAUAGCGAGCCAGCGCUCUGAUGCUCUGACCCUCAAGUACCUAGGUGAAAUGAAACUGCUGGGAAAAGACGGACACGGGGAGGGAGGUUACAUAUCCGGGAUGGCUGUUGUAGAGGACAGGUUCCUGGUGGCCGCAGAUACUGAGAAAAGGUGUUUGCGAUGUUUUGAUAUGGAUAGUGGGACACAACAAGUGGGGCGGUAUGAUAGUGAAAUUCUUCCUUGGGAUAUAACGACAAUACGUGGGAAUCGUGUUGCGGUGACUUCUGCUGAUGAAGUAUGGUUUCUACGUGUGACUAAAAAGGGAGACUUCUUGUUUGAAAAUAAAAUAGAUGUUCACAAAAAUUGCUAUGGAAUAGCAUCCAGUGGUGACAACUUGAUUUUUUGUUACGAAGAUCCGCAUCAUGGAGUACAAUUACUGGAUAUGAAGGAAAAGUUAAUAAAGAAGUUUGAGAUAAACGAUGACGAUGAGGAACUGUUAAAAUGGCCUACCAACCUGGCAGUAAGCCCUGACCAAAGCACCAUAUACAUCACUGACAGGGUAAAACACACGGUGAUUGCUAUCACCAAGGAUGGCUAUUUUGUCGAUGGUGUGAAUGUAAAGGAGGAUUUACCUUCCUUAACAGGUAUUACUGUGGACUCUGCAGGUCGAGUCUACUUGUGUGGAUACGGCACUGUUUGUCUGAUGUCUCUUAAGACAGGCACCGUCACCCCGCUGCUUGGGACUAAGGGCGGUAUAAGGUAUCCGCGCUGCGUGGCAGUCUGUGAUAAAACACAACGUCUGUACGUGGGGUCAUGCAGCGAGGCGAUAAAAGUGUUUAAAAUGCCAAAAUAGACUACGGUGUGGUAAGAAAAUGUGAGGUAAUAUGAGUCUCAAACGUUGCACGAAAUGUUUCUGGUUUAAAAUACAAGGAAGAAAUCAAUAAGAAGUAAUAAGUAGUAAUGUAUAAAUGACUAUUGCUCGUUGUAUCAUAUGCAAAAAUUUAAACCUUUAUUUCAUUUAAUAUUUCUUUAAAAAACAAUUCGAGUGCAAUGACGCAUGAAAGAAGCACUUUGUGAGUAAACAAAAACACUUCUAUAAAAGAAUGUAUAUCAUUGUAUGUUGCGUGUUUAAGUCAAAAUAAAAUGUGUUUUUGUAUUAUGAACACAAAUGUUGUUCUUUUAACACUUAUGCAUCUAAAUAUUGGCCAAACGUUUGUGUGUGCUUUUUUACAGUAUAGUGGUUUAUUCAGAAUAAUAAUAUGUAUAUGCAUAUUUUAAUAAGCUCCUUUAAAAUUUGCUUUUUUAUAUAUAGUGUUCCGCUCGACUCUUAAAAAAGAUUGUCAUAGCUUUGGUAGAGACGUCGAUUUUACAGUCGUCUCUAUUUUUUGGCAAUUGCUCAGAAGCCAUUGAAGUAUUAGGUACUUUUACUUGCUUUUUAUUUCAAUUCACACAUUUGCAUAAAGGCUCAAUCUGGUUACAUUAAGUUUUGCUCCUUGGUAAAUUGAGAAGCACAGAGGAGCGUUGGUAUUCGCUAGCAUUUCAUCUUAUGAACAAUAUUCUGCUACACUUCUGUAUAGAUGCAAAUGAAUGCGUGUAUGUUAUAUAUCCACAAUACAUGUUAUGUGCGCCAUUUUUGGUUUUACGCUUUUUUUGAUGAAUCUUUGAUAAUGAUAAUGUACAUCUGUACAUUUUGAAAGAUAAUUUACUUCUGUAUAAUUUAGUAUGAUUAUAUACUUCCGUAUAAUUUUGAAUGAUGAUAAACUCUUUGUAUAAUGUAGAAUGACUUUGUACUUUUGUAUACUUUUGAAUGAUUAUAUACUUUUCCAUGAUGGUGUUUAUAUAUUUCUCUACCAUGUUGUUUGGUAGUUCUUUAUGAUGUCUGUAUAAAAAUGUACAUCCGUAUAAUGCUGUAUGAUAAUGUACAUCUGUAUAAUGCUGUAUGAUAAUGUCCAUCUUCAUAAUGUUGUAUGAUAAUGUCCCUCUGUAUAAUGCUGUAUGAUAAUGUCCAUCUGUAUAAUGCUGUAUGAUAAUGUCCAUCUUCAUAAUGUUGUAUGAUAAUGUUCCUCUGAAUAAUGUUGUAUGAUUAUGUGCAUCUGUAUACUCUUGUAUGAUAAUACACUUCUCUGUGAUGUUGUAUAUUACUAUACUUCUGUAUAAUGUUGUAUGAUAAUGUUAAUCUUCAUAAUGUUGUAUGUUUAUCUGCAUUUUAACAAUGAUGUAUAAUAGCGUACAUCUAUAUAAUGUUGUAUGACAAUACACAUCUAUAUAAUGUUGUAUGAUAAUGAACAUCUGUAUAAUGUUGUAUCGCAAUACACAUCUGUAUAAUGCUGUAUGAUAAUGAACAUCUGUAUACUGUUGUAUGGUAAUGUCCAUCUGUAUAAUGUUUUAUGAUAAUGUACAUCUGUAUAAUUUUGUAUGAUAAUGAACAUCUGUAUAAUGUUGUAUGACAAAGAACAUCUGUAUAAUGUUGUAUGAUAAUGUCCAUUUGUAUAUUGCUGUAUGAUAAUGUGCAUCGGUAUAAUGCUGUAUGAUAAUGCACAUCUGUAUACUGUUGUAUGAUAGUGUCCAUCUGUAUAAUGCUGUAUGAUAAUGUCCAUCUGUAUAUUGCUGUAUGAUAAUGUGCAUCUGUAUAAUGCUGUAUGAUAAUGAACAUCUGUAUACUGUUGUAUGAUAAUGUCCAUCUGUAUAAUGUUUUAUGAUAAUGAACAUCUGUAUAAAGCUGUAUGAUAAUGUGCAUCUGUAUAAUGUUGUAUGAUAAUGUAUAUGUGUGUAUGUUAAGGUAUGCAUGCAUACUGUGUUUGUCUGAUAAAG
Mya arenaria is the source of this 4712-nucleotide messenger RNA. RefSeq lists its product as uncharacterized. The coding region runs from base 172 to 2754 and encodes 860 amino acids. The record is from RefSeq and is a predicted model, not a curated record. Lineage: Eukaryota; Metazoa; Mollusca; Bivalvia; Myida; Myidae. The transcript has 14 exons.